This is a messenger RNA of Trifolium pratense (red clover), 1477 nucleotides long. Its product is annotated as E3 ubiquitin-protein ligase RZFP34-like. Gene Ontology annotation, cellular component: nucleus. The transcript has 12 exons. Lineage: Eukaryota; Viridiplantae; Streptophyta; Magnoliopsida; Fabales; Fabaceae. The record is from RefSeq and is a predicted model, not a curated record. Bases 202 to 1179 code for a protein of 325 amino acids. Gene Ontology annotation, biological process: protein ubiquitination; ubiquitin-dependent protein catabolic process. Gene Ontology annotation, molecular function: zinc ion binding; ubiquitin protein ligase activity.
GGGAUGGGAGGGGCUAGAUAUUUUGAAGCCCUUCCUUUCUCCUUGUUUAUUUUGGUCAAUCUGAUUCUGAUGGCGAUGCCCACGGUAUAGUACUCACUAUACUUUAUCUACUUCCACCUUAAUUUCUUUCUCAUCAUAUCAAAUCAAAAUCAAAAUCAAAAUCAACAACAAACAAGGGCAUCGACACCUUUGAAGACCAAAAUGGAAGAAUCUCAUAACAACGUUGUUCCUGUCGCUCCAUCUGAAACCGGUUCUGGACAAUACGGGUGUUCGCAUUAUAGAAGGAGAUGCAAAAUCAUAGCACCUUGUUGCAAUCAAAUUUUUGAUUGCAGACAUUGUCAUAACGAAUCCCAGAAUUCUGUUCAAGUUGAUCUUGCUAAUAUGCACGACAUUCCUCGCCAUGAUGUUAAGAGGGUUAUCUGUUCCUUGUGUAGCACCGAGCAAGAUGUUCAACAGGUUUGCAUUCAAUGUGGUGUUUGCAUGGGUAGAUACUUUUGCUCCAAAUGCAAGUUCUUCGAUGAUGAUGUAUCAAAAAAGCAAUACCAUUGCGAUGAAUGUGGCAUAUGCAGAACUGGAGGUGAAGAGAACUUUUUCCACUGCAAGAAAUGUGGUAAGCUUUUGAUUGAACAUUGCUUCCCCAAAGCAACAAACCCUUUUACCUGUGUCAGUUCAGUAUUCAAACUGAGUGUUUCUCUAACGAAAUACCUUGUCAAUUGUCAUGAUCUCUUACUGUCGGUAGAUUGUUGCUAUUCGUCGUCGAUGAAGGAUUCACACCGUUGUAUUGAAAAAGCAAUGCAUCAGAACUGCCCAGUUUGCUUUGAGUUUCUUUUCGAUACAACGAAAGAUAUCACUGUAUUGCCAUGUGGCCACACCAUACACUUGGGUUGUGUGAGAGAAAUGCAAAAGCAUUGCCAGUAUUCAUGCCCUGUUUGUUCAAAAUCAUUCUGUGACAUGUCGCGUGUGUGGGAAAAAAUGGAUGAGGAGCUUGCAUCGACGCCUAUGCCUGAAAUGUUUCAAAACAAGAUGGUUUGGAUUCUAUGCAAUGACUGCGGAGAAACAUCUGAAGUAAAAUUUCAUAUUAUAGCGCACAAGUGCCUUAAAUGCAAGUCCUACAACACCAGAAGGACACAAGCCGCGUCUGCACCGUGCUUGUCAAGAAUGGAAGAGAUGGUUAGAUGAAUAACUCAUAAGAUCAAGUUCAAGAUGCUUUCUUAUUUGAAACAGCUGCUGAAUAUUUCAAUUUGUUAACUUCAUGCGGGAACAAAAGGAAUCGUGCAGAAUAACCAACCUUAUUGUUAAACAUGCAUGCAGUUGCAAGGUUAUCAUUUAUCAGAAGAAUGCUAAGUGCAUACGUUGAUUUCAGAUUUAGGUCAAAGCUUAAUGCGCUUAACCAAAUUUAAAUUGUGAUGACGUGACAAUUGUUUAGUUGGUACGGCGAUUCCAUGCCUUCUUAAAUGUAGUUCUGUUGAUUCCGCAA